Epinephelus fuscoguttatus (brown-marbled grouper) is the source of this 3242-nucleotide messenger RNA. RefSeq names its product aminopeptidase Ey-like. The record is from RefSeq and is a predicted model, not a curated record. Gene Ontology annotation, biological process: peptide catabolic process; proteolysis. The coding region runs from base 194 to 3085 and encodes 963 amino acids. Gene Ontology annotation, molecular function: zinc ion binding; metalloaminopeptidase activity; peptide binding. Lineage: Eukaryota; Metazoa; Chordata; Actinopteri; Perciformes; Serranidae. The transcript has 21 exons. Gene Ontology annotation, cellular component: cytoplasm.
GCAACAAACUCAAACUCUUCAAGGCACAUUUUCAAAUUAGAGAUCUGCCGCAAUUCUUGGCGCAAGCAGACGGGUAGCUUAAGUGCUCAAAGUGAGUACAGCAUAGCAGACAACACUGCUUUAAAAUCUGACUCCACAAUCAACAGGUGAAAAGGCCACAGAAUCCAGAGUCCAUACUACCUACAUACAAGACAUGGGGAAGGGCUUCUUCAUCAGCAAGGCAGUAGCUUUAACCUGUUUGGUUGCAGCCAUCGCUGCUGUGGCCACCAUUAUAGCUCUGUCUGUGGUUUACGCUCAGGAGAAGGCAAAGAAUGAAGUGACACCUACAUCCACCACCAGCCCCAGUACCAGCCCCCCUUCGCCCACCACACCAUCCAGCCCGAAGGAACCCUGGCAGAAAUACAGACUUCCAGAUUCCCUGUCUCCUGUCUCCUACAAUAUCACCCUGUGGCCCCGGCUGGAGCCCAACGCAGACGGCCUGUACAUCUUCACUGGAAACUCCACAGUGAUCUUCAGAUGUGUGAAGGAGACUGAUCUCAUCCUCAUCCACUCCAACAAGCUGAACCUCACCAGCUUCGGGGGAUACCUGGCCCAGCUGAGGGGCCUAGAUGGAGCCACUGCGCCCUGCCUGAAAAGCACCUGGCUGGAGAUUCCUACCCAGUACCUGGUGAUCCAACUCAACAGCCCACUGCAGGCCGGCAGCACGUACGAGCUUUUCACUGAGUUUGUUGGAGAGCUGGCCGAUGACCUGGGAGGAUUUUACAGGAGUGAAUACAUGGAAGAUGGGGUGAAAAAAGUUGUGGCCACGACUCAAAUGCAGCCAACGGAUGCCAGGAAAGCCUUCCCCUGCUUCGAUGAGCCCGCUAUGAAAGCUGUUUUUCACAUGACUCUCAUUCACCCCCAUGACACUGUGGCUCUGUCCAAUGGCAUGAACUACGAGCCUGUUAAUGCUCCUGUGGACGGACACAUUCAGACAAGCUUUGAACCCACCCCGAUUAUGUCAACCUACUUGCUGGCUUUUGUUGUGUCCGAUUUUGCAUUCAAUACAUCGACUCCUGAUGCAGAAGUUUUGAUCAGGAUCUGGGCUCGCAGGAAGGCUAUAGAGGAGGGCCAAGGAAACUAUGCCCUAGAGAAGACUGGGCCCAUACUGGCAUUCUUUCAGAAGUACUACAACUCUUCUUACCCUCUGAGCAAGUCAGACCAGAUCGCACUUCCUGACUUCAGUGCUGGAGCCAUGGAGAACUGGGGCCUGAUCACCUACAGAGAAACUGCCCUCCUAUACAAUCAAGGCGUGUCAUCCAAUGGAGACAAGGAGUGGGUGGCAACAGUCAUCUCGCAUGAGCUCGCUCAUAUGUGGUUUGGAAACUUGGUGACCACGAGGUGGUGGAAUGACCUGUGGCUCAAUGAGGGCUUUGCCACAUACGUCUCUUAUCUUGGAGCCAACUAUGCUGAACCACUGUGGAAUAUGACAGAUUUAAUAGUUCUGAAUGAGAUCAUUGGUGUGAUGGGUGUGGAUGCCUUGGCCUCCUCCCACCCCCUCUCCUCCCAAGAGGAGGACGUCCUAACGCCAGCAGACAUCAGUCAACUGUUUGACUCCAUCACAUACAGCAAGGGAGCUGCAGUCCUCAGGAUGCUCUCAGAGUUUAUCACUGAGACUGUCUUUUCCAAAGGACUUAGUACAUACUUAAAGGAGUUCAAGUACCAGAACGCAGUCUACACAGACCUCUGGAAGCACCUGCAAAUGGCAGUGGAUGAAGCAGGUAUAGAUCUGCCCCACUCUUUGGACGAUAUCAUGAACCGCUGGAUCCUACAGAUGGGUUUCCCAGUGGUCACCAUUGACACCCAGACCGGAAAAAUUACCCAGAAACACUUCCUAUUGGACCCAGACUCUGAAGUGGACAGACCCUCACCAUACAAUUAUGAGUGGAUUGUCCCCAUUACAUGGAUUAAGUCUGGCGGAGCUGAAGAGAUGUUUUGGCUUCUUGACAAAGAAGCAACAAACACAAAUAUGACUCUUGGUGCUAAUGAGUGGUUGGUGGCCAACAUAAAUAUGAGGGGCUUCUACAGAGUCAACUAUGACUCUAAAAACUGGGAGCGUCUCCUCGCCAAGCUGAGCUCUGAAUAUCAGGAUAUUCCAAUGAUCAACCGAGUUCAAAUUAUCGAUGAUGCCUUUAACCUUGCAAGGGCAAAGAUGGUGAACACAACUCUGGCUCUGACAACUACCAAGUUCCUAAAUAAAGAGGUCGAAUACAUGCCCUGGGAGACAGCCCGCCGCAACUUGAACUACUUCUUCCUAAUGUUCGACCGCAGUGAAGUGUAUGGACCCAUGCAGGCUUACCUAAAGAAGCAGGUCACCCCUCUGUUUAACUACUUCAAAGAGCUCACUCUCAACUGGACAAAGAUCCCAGAAAAGCACACUGACCAGUACAACCAGAUAAAUGCUAUCUCCUUGGCCUGCAACACUGGUGUGGAAGGUUGUAAGGAGCUGACCACUGGCUGGUUCAGAGAGUGGAUGAAAGACCCAGCUAUCAACAACAUUAAUCCCAACUUGAAGUACACAGUGUACUGCAGUGCGAUUGCAGCAGGAGGAGUGGAUGAGUGGGACUUUGCUUGGUCUAUGUACAAGAACGCCACCAUCGCUUCAGAGGCUGAUAAACUCAUGUCCGCUCUGUCCUGCACCAAACAGCCCUGGCUGCUGAACAGGUUUCUUGAGUAUUGUCUGGACCCAAAGAUGAUCCGUAAGCAAGAUGCCACCUCCACCAUCAUUUCCAUUGCUAGUAACCCCAUUGGUCAACCUCUGGCAUGGGACUUUGUCAGAGCCAAAUGGGACUAUAUAUACAAUGAGUAUGGUGGUGGAGCAUUUUCCUUUGGAGGGCUAAUUAAUGGAGUGACUAAACGAUUCUCCUCUGAGUUUGAAUACAAUCAGUUGCUGCAGUUCAAAGAAGACAACGCAGAACAGGUGGGCACAAUCGCCAUGUCUCUUGAUCAGGCACUGGAGAGAACCAAGGCCAACAUGAACUGGGUGGCCAUGAACAAGGAACAGGUGCUCAACUGGUUCACCGAUGAAACUUCUUCUGCGGUUUAACACUCUCCACAGUUUUCAAAUGUAUGAUUGUUUCACUGACGUUUACUCCAGCUGGAACCAAAUGUAUUACUAUAAAUGUUCUGAAUGUGAUGGAGCUUUUUUAAAAUGUAAAGUUUAUUUGAUUAUUUUUAUGAAUAAAGACUAUUUGAUACCAAAA